UGUUACUCCUCCCCCACGCUCCCACCUGGCCCGAAGUCUAAAGCGGAGAUUACAAAAGCCCCUCGGCCUCACCUUUCCUCCUUCCCCCCCCUCAACUCCAUUUCUCUUUCUCUUUGGCUUCCCAAAAAAGCUCUCUCCAUUGUUUUCUUUGCUUCCCUUUCGGAUCGAAUCAAUGUGGCUAACUCGAACCAACCCAAAUCUAAGGCUUCCUGCUAAUUUCUCCUUCAAAGACAUCCACGCCCUAUUCGCCGACGACCCGACCCGCCUGAAUCACCCGCCCCACUUCACCAACCGCUGCAUCUUUCACCGGUCCCGCAGCGCCAGCGCCUCCCUCCGCGCCCUGUCGCCUCCGCCCGAACCGGCACCCGCUUCUCAGCCGGAGCCGCCGAUCUCCCUCCCCGGAUCCGAGAGGCUGAUCGUGGUCUACUCCACCAGCCUCCGCGUGGUCCGCCGGACCUUCGACGACUGCAGGGAUGUCAUGUCGAUCCUGAGAAGCUACCGCGUCUCGAUUGACGAGCGAGAUCUGUCCGCGGACGCCAGGCUCGUGGAGGAGCUGCAGGGGGUUCUAGGUGGAAAGACGAAACUGACCUUGCCGCAGGUAUUCAUCGGUGGGAGGUACAUUGGCGGCGCGGCGGAGAUCAAACAGCUUCACGAGGCCGGAGAGCUCAAGAAGUGCGUGGAAGCUGUAUCUUUAGGGUUUAGUCUCAAUAUUUUUUAAAAAAAUCUUAUCCAACUCUAACUUUUUUUUUUAAUAUUAGUACUUUUUUAAUGCAAUAUUGUUGUAUAUUUAAGGUUAAAAUGUACAAGUAUUAUUAAACUGGUGGCGUUAUAUUGCCACUCACUUUGAAUAUUAACGUAUAACAUUGGCUAAUAGUUGUUAGUUGCUAGUUGUAUAAGAUUAUAUAUAUAACAUGUUACAAUUUUUUUUAAGAUAAAUCCAAUUAAACUAUUUUGUAAUAG
Cuscuta campestris is the source of this 960-nucleotide messenger RNA. The record is from the annotation of a GenBank genome assembly. Lineage: Eukaryota; Viridiplantae; Streptophyta; Magnoliopsida; Solanales; Convolvulaceae.